Pelmatolapia mariae (spotted tilapia) is the source of this 1323-nucleotide messenger RNA. RefSeq names its product geminin DNA replication inhibitor (gene gmnn). Gene Ontology annotation, cellular component: nucleus. The transcript is spliced from 7 exons. The record is from RefSeq and is a predicted model, not a curated record. Lineage: Eukaryota; Metazoa; Chordata; Actinopteri; Cichliformes; Cichlidae. Gene Ontology annotation, biological process: negative regulation of cell cycle; negative regulation of DNA replication. Bases 113 to 796 code for a protein of 227 amino acids.
CUCACGUGACGGAGUGGGCGUAUUUAAGCCUCUGGCGCGGGAGUAUCGGAGAAGAGUCGAGCGAACGGGAAACUGAGGUUAAAAAAAAAAGCAGGCAGGGUUUCGAGAAAAAAUGAACGUCAGUGGAAAAGUAAAGCAGAGCCACCAGAAGUCCAAUGAGAACAUAAAGAGCCUUUUCACACCUUCUCAAAAGACUAUGGGACCUGCCAGGCAAACCCUGCAAGUUCGUCAGGUUAACUCAGACCUGGGGAGGUCAACUCAGGCAGGAAAGGUUGGUCCAAAGCGGAAGAAUUGGACGGCUGAGCAAAUCAGAGGUUCAAAGAGAGUCAAGAUGGAAGUCAAAUCCACUCAAACAGAAGCAGCUGAUGGGUUAAUAGAUGGCAUGUCCAAAGAAGCAUAUGAGCUCAUGGUCAAAGAAACUCCACCUUCCACCUACUGGAAAGAGGUAGCAGAGGAGCGACGGAAAGCACUGUACAAUGUUCUACAGGAGAAUGAGAAGCUCCACAAAAGCAUAGAGGCCAGAGAUGAGCAGAUAACGAAGCUUCAGAGUGAAAAUGAAGAGCUGCAGGAUCUCGCUCAACAUGUCCAGUACAUGGCUGACAUGAUUGAGAGACUGACUGGGAAGUCUCCUGACAAUCUGGAUGAGCUCAGAGGAAUUGCCCUUGAUGAAGAUGAGGCUGAACAUGAUGAAGACGACUUGGCAGAUCAGAGUGAAAACGAUCCAGACUACAGUCACGGCUCUGCAGAAGAGCUAUCAGAUGAUGAAGAACCAGGACCCUCAGGACUCCAGAACUAAUACUGCAUGACUUUGACAUUUUGACCCGAGUAAUCUUUGACUGCAACGAGUACUUCGUUUGAAGGAGAUGAGCUUUAAAGAUGUGUAUGUACUCUAAAUUCAGCCUGCAAUUUUUUUUAUAUAUUUUUUUUUCAUCAUUGCUUGCUCAAGUUUUUAAGGGUCUUAAGAAACUAAGCCAGUGAAGGUUUCCUUUAACAGAAGACCCCUUGAUGUGUCAUAGGAAGACAAGUACAGAUGUGAACUAAGCUGCUGGCACCUGAAAGACUUCAUGUCAGGGUGUCCACAACCAUUAGUCUAAAAGAAGUUGACCUUGGGCAGGUGAAACUAAAAUGCUUGUCCAACGUGCUUCUUUUGGCACUUGAUUUGUCUUGCGGCUCCUGUUGAGCUGACAGUGUUUACAAAUUUUACUUGAACACCUGUUUUGCCCUGUUGUGAUAAGUUAAAUGUGCACUGUUGGUCAGUUAUUUACUGCCAGAUGUGGCAAAGAGCAUGGCCCUGAAAUGUUGCCUCACUGUAAAAUUGUGAAA